This is a messenger RNA of Striga asiatica, 756 nucleotides long. The record is from the annotation of a GenBank genome assembly. Lineage: Eukaryota; Viridiplantae; Streptophyta; Magnoliopsida; Lamiales; Orobanchaceae.
AUGGCUGACAGGGACAGAGAAUGGGAAAUCCAUCUUCGAUCGUUAUCCUCUGCCACCAUGGACGCCCCCGACCCCGCCUCCGAUUCCUCCCUCCUCAACUCCGUCGCGCGCCUCCACGCAGAGACGACGAGAAUCAUUCGCCUACGAUCGACGACGGAGAUGGUGAUGGUGUUGUCGUUGACGGUGGUGGUUUGCGCUGGCCGUGUUGAGGUCCAUGUUGAGCUCCUCAAACCUGGCUCAGGUGAUUGUGGAGUAGAAGUCAACACCUUUGUAGAGAGAGUCAAUCUCGAUGGUGGUCUGGGCAGUGGACGAGAGAGUCCUCUUUGCACGCUCACAAGCGGUCCGAAGAGCACGAGUACUGCCAGUGAUAUCCUUGUUGUGCUUAUGCUUGAAUUCUUGAUAAAAUGGUUUAUCGAAAUCUUCACCACCGAGAUGGGUGUCACCAGCAGUGGCCUUAACCUAAAAAAUUCCCAUCCUCAAUGGUCAAGAGAGAGGGAGACAUCAAAAGUGCCGCCUCCAAGAUCGAAAAUCAAGACAAGACGACAUUCUUUUCGCCAACGCUCGUUGCUUUCUUGUCGAGACGGUAGGCAAUGGCUGCAGCUCAAACUGUUUGUCCUCACCCUUGUAGUUAACAACUAUCGUGGGCUUGUCACCGGGACCAGAGAUGACCUUGAAUGGCCAGAGAUGACAUACGAAGGCGUGGUUGCCCUGUUCAUUGGCGAUGAUCUCGACACGAUCGUGCUGCCACACGCAUGA